Syzygium oleosum is the source of this 2192-nucleotide messenger RNA. Its product is annotated as BTB/POZ domain-containing protein At5g48130. The transcript is spliced from 4 exons. NCBI's taxonomy places the organism in Eukaryota, Viridiplantae, Streptophyta, Magnoliopsida, Myrtales, Myrtaceae. Bases 41 to 2056 code for a protein of 671 amino acids. Gene Ontology annotation, molecular function: protein binding. The record is from RefSeq and is a predicted model, not a curated record.
UGUAUCGUUGCUCUGGAAGAACUUUCAUCAGUUAUGCAAAAUGGAAGCUGCCAGUCCAAAAGACAAUUCAGUGGCGUCGAGUCCGUUCUCUUCACCGAACAUCAGCGCCCUCCUCAAGAUCAAGAUUCUUUCAUGGAGCCAAGAAACUGGAUUGCCUGCUUCCAUUCGUGUUCGGCUUGGUGAUAGGAUCUUCUGCCUGCACAAGCUCCCUUUGUCUUCCAAGAGCAGAUAUUUCAAUAGAAAGUUGAAUGAUUCAACCGAGGUUGAGCUACCGCAAGAUUUUCCAGGAGGACUGGAGAUUUUUGAGAAGAUCACCCUGUUUGUCUACGGUUCUUCCACUUUGGUCGACCCUUUUAAUGUAGCGGCCCUGCGAUGUGCGGCUGAGUUUCUCGAGAUGACGGAAGAGUACUGCUCCGGCAAUCUGUGUGAGAGGUUCGAUUUGUAUCUCAACCAAGUGGUUCUGCAAAAUUGGGACGACACUUUAAUUGUACUACAGAAGUGCCAAACUUUGCUUCCAUGUGCCGAAGAUCUCUUAAUUGUGAGCCGUUGCAUCGAAUCUCUUGCUUUCAUGGCUUGCAUGGAGAUUCUUGAUCCAGAGAGGAGACGCGACCGACCAGUGUUGACAUUAGAGCCAUUAGCUAGCUCUGCUUGGAACUGCAAAAGCGUGAAGGAAUUCGUGAGCCAAGAUCUCUGGGUCAAGGACCUGAUUGCUCUGCCAUUUGGGUUCUUCAAAAGGAUUAUAGCAUCUCUGAGAAGGCAAGGGAUGAAAGAAAAAUACGUUAGCCCAAUGAUUGUUUUCUACGCAAAUAAAUGGGUAAUCUCAGCGAAGGCACUCCAAUUUCGUCAGAACUCUGGUGAAAUCGACUGUGAUACAAAUGUUGAGGAUAAAGUCUCAACCAUCUUACAUGGCAUUCUUGAUUUACUUCCCACGGGGGAGAAGUCUAGCAGAAUCAUCCCCGUCGGGUUCUACUUUGCUAUGCUAUCCAAGUCUCUAGAGCUUGAUUCGAGGAGCGAAAUCAAAUCAAAGUUGCAGGAUCAGAUCGCAUCGCUGUUGCCACUUGCCCAUGUGGGCGAUUUUAUCCUUCCAAAAAGCAGGGCUGAAUCUGUCUGUUUCAGCAUUGAGUUGGCUACGAUGGAGAGCAUAAUUUCAACAUACGUAUCAUUUGAUUUGGAUAUGAAUCAUACUCCUUCUAUGAGCAACUCAGUUGUUGCUGAACUGUGGGAUGCGUAUCUCGCUAAUAUAGCACUUGACCCGAAACUGGGGCCGCAGCGGUUCAUGGAACUGAUUGAAGCAAUACCGCUUUCAUACAGGCAGAGCCACGACAAUUUGUACAGAGCAUUGAACACUUUCCUCCAGGCACACCCAGAUGCAUCCCAAGAUGAAAAGACCAGAGUCUGCAAGUACCUUAGCUGCCAAAAGCUAUCGCAAGAGGUGUGCAUCAACGCUGUUCAGAACGAAUUGAUGCCUCUCCGUUUAAUUGUCCAGGCACUUUUCAUUCAACAACUGAACACGCAUCAAGCUUUUAAAGAAUGCUCCGAUUCGUUUAGGUAUGCACAUUGUGGGGAGUUCUCGGGAAGCCUCUCGAGCUCUAAGUGUCCGUACUCCAAGAGUCAGAAUCUAGGGGAGAGCCCCUUCGCUGAAGAAGCUGAGCCAGGAAGAAGGCCCUUGAGCGCUCUGCUCCAGAAGGAUCACACGAUUCAAGGAUCUGAUAUGCCAGAGAAGGAAUAUGAGUCCACAAGCUUCAGGAUUCAGACACUCGAACAAGAGCUCAUGUCUUUAAAGAGGAGCCUGCAAUGGCAAAACAUUUCGAAGAGAACAGAGCUUGCUUCAAACAAAGUAAAGAAUGUCAAACCAUUUGGACUGGAGAAUAGAUCAAUGAGCAGGAGAAAGAACCCUCUCGGACAAAAGACGGGUUGCAUUGGCUCUGCAACUUUUGCAACCCAAAGGAAGUACGCCAGCCGUCUAAUGAAAAUAUUCCGGCGGAUAACAUUAUUCGGAGGUAGGAAAAUGAGGAAAAAGUCAGGUGCAACAGGUCCACGUACUAGGCCAAUCUAGCAAAGACUCUUGAGCGAUAGUGGGGAAAUAAGACAAAGGUUAUGAACUAUGUAAAAAUGCUCAACACCUGCUUCUGUAGCUUUUUUUACGUAUGUGAAGUGCUAUGUCGUUUAAACAAUAUACCACAGUUGAGGUU